AUGAGAUUUUAUCUGGCUAAGACACUAUUUGCAAGAUGUGGGAACACGGAACCAUCGUCGGUUGUGUGCAGUGUAUUAUAGUCGUACCCCCGGGUUUGAAGUGAUCCAUGGACUACUGGACCGUGUCAUGCAGCUGCUGGAGGUGUCCUACAUCAAAGAUGGCAGUGGAUACUUCCUCAAGGCAGCUGAAGACUCUACCUAUUUCCCGGGCCAUUGUGCAGAGGUGUGUGUACGUGGGAAGGUGAUCGGGAAACUGGGUGUGCUCCAUCCUGGUGUGUCUGUUGUGCAGCUCUAGUGUGUGUGAGACAGGGAGGUGUGUCUGGUGCAGCUGUUCUAACGGCCUCCUCCAACCAGUACCUGCCUUCCGUACUCUCCAGGGAGAACCUAUCUCCUCAGGGUCUCCAUGGUGACAUGGUGCUGAUGGCGGGCGUCAAUACUGGUACUGUCAAGGUCAAGGUCCGUCUGAUGGAAAGGGGGUGGAGCCUAAACCAAGUGCUGGAAUACACGUCGUCCCUCCUCAUCACCUUGGUUUCUCCAUCGUCCCCGGCAACAACUGGAUGUUGGAGGUGGGUAGAGACUAUGCCAUCACUGUGAAUGUGUUUGACAAAAUGAACCACAAGAUUAUCAUCACUGAGAACGUCCCCCUCUCUACGGAGCUGCCCUCCCUCUAUCUGGAGUCUCACUUCUCAUCACUCAACUCCUCCUAUCAUUACGUCAGGGCUCUCAAAAAGGGAGUGGCCACCAUGCACUCCACCCUCAGCAAACUAAAGCACCCAGACACUGGUGAGGUUCAUGACCUCCCGACCCUCAUAACCAAGCACCAGGUGGUGGAGAUCAACGACCCAGUGCAAGUGACCCCCAAACACCUCGUCAUUCUCUGGGACCCCCAAACAGAGUUCAAAUACCAGCACCAAUUGAAUUCUCGUGCAUGGACAAAGAUGAUGUGUGCAGUUUUGGAGUGCUUGCUUGUGAAGUGGUGAAUGCCAGAUAUCCUGAAGCUGCUGUAUUUCUUGGUCUGCUAUCGAGUAUGGAAGGUGUAAGGAGGGAGCUCCACCCACUCAUCACCUCCUGUGUCUCUCACUCCCCUCAGGAUAGACCCUCCAUGGACACUGUGCUACACCACAUCAAACAAUUGGACUCUGAGUCUUAGCAUUGGUGCAUGAGUGUGUUAUUAUUAAUUUGU
Halichondria panicea is the source of this 1183-nucleotide messenger RNA. RefSeq names its product nuclear pore membrane glycoprotein 210-like. Gene Ontology annotation, cellular component: nuclear pore. Lineage: Eukaryota; Metazoa; Porifera; Demospongiae; Suberitida; Halichondriidae. The record is from RefSeq and is a predicted model, not a curated record. The transcript has 8 exons. The coding region runs from base 558 to 980 and encodes 140 amino acids.